AUGAGCGGCAGCGGCAGCAGUGGCAGACGACGCAGCGCACGAGCAGGAGCGACAGUAGCAGGCAGUGGCCGCACUGGCUACGAGCGUGGCACCGAGAUUCAGAGACCCAUCAUCAUCAGCUACGAGAGUGGUACACCGAAGCGGGAGCCUGAUGUCAUCGGCCACAAGGCCGGCGUCGCGAAGCACACUCCGGACGUGGCCAGCAGCGAGGGUGGCGACGUACAGCACGAGCCCGAUGCCAUGGGCCACGACGUUGCACGCCGAAUUGCCAGGAAUGGAGUCGCGAAGCACGAGCCCGAUGCCAUCAGCUACAAAGGAAGCGCUUCAAAACACGAGCCCGACGCCAUCAGCUACGAGGGCCCUAUCUAG
Prorocentrum cordatum is the source of this 369-nucleotide messenger RNA. The record is from the annotation of a GenBank genome assembly. NCBI's taxonomy places the organism in Eukaryota, Dinophyceae, Prorocentrales, Prorocentraceae.